GAACAGAGAGAGAGAGAGAGAGAGAGAGAGAGAGAGGAAUAAUGGGUGUGAACUCCAACAGAGUUGAGCACUUCGAUUCCCAUAAUGGCCAAACCACCACCACCAUCAAAAUCUCAAUGCCAUCAUCAAUGCCACCAUCUCUUGAAAUCCACAGAGUAGAGCUUCCACCUGAGAGAACCACUCUCCAGAAACUCAGGCAAAGACUCUCUGAAAUCUUCUUCCCCGACGACCCUCUCCACCGCUUCAAGAAUCAACCAUGCUUCAUGAAGCUCCUCUUGGCUCUUCAGUACUUCUUCCCCAUUUUCCACUGGGCCCCCACCUACACCAUUUCCCUUCUCCGCUCCGACACCAUCUCCGGCCUCACCAUUGCCAGCCUCGCCAUCCCUCAGGGAAUAAGUUAUGCAAAGCUUGCAAACCUGCCACCUAUUGUUGGAUUAUAUUCAAGCUUUGUGCCACCAUUGAUAUAUUCACUGCUUGGGAGUUCUAGACAUCUUGGUGUUGGACCGGUUUCAAUUGCGUCUUUGGUUAUGGGAUCAAUGCUUAGUGAGCAAGUUUCGUGCACGCAGAAUCCAAUUCUGUAUCUGAAACUGGCUUUCACUGCCACUUUCUUUGCUGGUUUAUUUCAAGCUUCACUCGGUAUAUUAAGGUUAGGAUUUGUGAUUGAUUUUCUAUCCAAGGCAACACUGUUGGGAUUCAUGGCAGGUGCAGCCAUCAUAGUUUCUCUGCAGCAGCUGAAAGGGUUGCUCGGAAUAGUGCACUUCACCAACAAGAUGCAAAUAAUUCCGGUUCUUCAAUCUGUUUUUAAGCAAAGACACGAGUGGUCAUGGCAAACAAUUGUACUCGGAUUUGGCUUCUUGGCCUUCUUGCUGAUAACAAGACACAUUAGCUUGAGGAAACCAAAACUAUUUUGGGUUUCAGCAGCUGCUCCCUUGACAUCAGUUAUUCUGUCAACUAUUCUAGUCUUUCUUCUCAGACAUAAGGCUCAUCAAAUUGCAAUUAUUGGGAACUUAUCAAAGGGUCUUAAUCCACCAUCUUCAAACAUGUUAUUCUUCAAUGGCGCUUACUUGGCUCUUGCUAUCAAAACUGGCAUAGUCACAGGACUCUUAUCUCUCACAGAAGGAAUUGCAGUAGGUAGAACAUUUGCAUCACUGAAGAACUACCAGGUUGAUGGAAACAAAGAAAUGAUGGCCAUUGGUCUUAUGAAUAUAGCUGGUUCAUGUUCUUCAUGCUAUGUCACAACAGGGUCCUUUUCUCGAUCCGCUGUUAACUAUAACGCUGGAGCACAAACAGCAGUUUCAAACAUAAUCAUGGCUGCGGCAGUUCUUGUUACCCUUCUAUUUCUCGUGCCACUCUUCUACUAUACCCCAAAUGUUGUCCUAGCAGCCAUUAUCAUCACUGCAGUGAUUGGCCUGAUAGAUUAUCAAGGUGCAUAUAAGCUGUGGAAGGUUGACAAACUUGAUUUCUUGGCCUGUGUGUGCUCCUUUUUCGGGGUUCUGUUCAUUUCAGUGCCUUUAGGCCUCGGCAUAGCGGUUGCAAUAUCAGUCUUCAAGAUUCUGCUUCAUGUUUCUCGACCAAACACUUUGGUUUUGGGGAAUAUACCAGGAACACAAAUAUUCCACAACGUAAACCAAUACAAAGAAGCUUUAAGAGUUCCUUCAUUUCUCAUUUUGGCUGUUGAGUCUCCAAUCUAUUUUGCCAAUUCAACUUACCUUCAAGAAAGGAUCCUGAGAUGGGUUCGCGAAGAGGAAGAGUGUACAAAAGCAAAUAACAGAAGUUCAUUGAAGUGCAUAAUUUUAGACAUGACAGCUGUAACAGCCAUAGACACAAGUGGCCUUGACACAUUAUGUGAACUUAGAAAGAUGCUGGAGAAAAGAUCACUUCAGCUUGUAUUAGCAAAUCCUAUUGGGAGUGUGAUGGAAAAGUUACAUACAUCAACAGUUUUGGAUUCUUUUGGAUUGAAAGGUGUUUAUCUCACAGUCGGAGAAGCUGUGGCUGACAUUUCAUCAUCCUGGAAAGCGGAGCCUUGAUUGUUCAUAAAUGGUGUUCUGGGACGCAGGAAAUAGACGACGUAGAAACCAUCAAACUUUUAGAACAUUUGGAGUUUUUUGCAUGCUAGAAGUGCUCUUGUUUCGAGCAAAGAAAGCAGAAAGGGAAAAAAAAAAA
Molecule: messenger RNA, 2163 nt
Organism: Arachis duranensis
Lineage: Eukaryota; Viridiplantae; Streptophyta; Magnoliopsida; Fabales; Fabaceae
Product: probable sulfate transporter 3.4
Exons: 13
Coding region: 42-2027 (661 amino acids)
Biological process (GO): proteolysis; transmembrane transport
Cellular component (GO): membrane
Molecular function (GO): secondary active sulfate transmembrane transporter activity; cysteine-type endopeptidase activity
Source: RefSeq, a predicted model, not a curated record